AGGCGGUCCUUCUUUGUGUGACUCGUAGACGCCACACUAACUUCGCUAACUGUGGGAAGAAGUGCUGUCGUUCAUCACCUUUUCGUUAGAAGCGAUAGAGUUUAAUAACUGCAACUAGACAAAUUUUAAAACUUAUAACUUGGUUACGAAAUAAAACAUUUCCUUUUGAAAUGGCAACGGGAGCUAAUGCGACCCCUCUGGGGAAGCUGCACCCGAGUAUCGGCGCCAAACGAGGUUUCGAAGCCGGGCCUGGUGCUGGGUUAAUGGCUUCCCCCGGCCUUCCGGUACCUUUUCCACCGCCCAACUUCCAGCCGCCACCGCCGACUUCUUUCGCCGCACCAUCACACCAGUUCGCUUCGACGGCUGCUUUUGUUCAGCCACAGCAGCCGCAACAGGGCGGGAUGCAAUCACCGUCAGGUGGAGAUUCUGCGCAGAAGAAGGCUCGGAAGAGGAGCCGCUGGAGCAGCGAGACGCCGGACCAGAAGACGGUGAUCCCCGGCAUGCCCACCAUCAUCCCGCCGGGCCUGACCCGCGAACAGGAGCGGGCCUACAUAGUCCAACUGCAGAUCGAAGACCUGAGCCGUAAGCUGCGUACAGGAGACCUGGAAAUCCCCGUUAACCCCGAGGAAAGGUCCCCCUCCCCAGAACCCAUCUACAACAGCGAGGGGAAGAGGCUCAACACCCGCGAGUACCGCACCCGCAAGAAGCUGGAGGAGGAGCGGCACGCCCUCAUCACCGAGAUGGUCCGGCUGAACCCCGAGUUCAAGCCCCCCGCCGAUUACAAGCCUCCAGCAACCAGAGUCAAUGACAAGGUGAUGAUCCCUCAAGAUGAGUACCCGGAGAUCAACUUUGUGGGCUUGCUGAUUGGACCACGCGGCAACACCCUGAAGAACAUCGAGAAGGAGUGCUGCGCUAAGAUCAUGAUCCGCGGGAAGGGCUCGGUGAAGGAGGGCAAGGUGGGCCGGAAGGACGGGCAGAUGCUGUCGGGCGAGGACGAGCCCCUGCACGCCCUGGUCACCGCCAACACCAUGGAGAACGUCAAGAAGGCCGUGGAGCAGAUCCGGAACAUUCUGAAGCAGGGCAUCGAGACACCGGAGGACCAGAACGACCUGCGCAAGAUGCAGUUGAGGGAGCUGGCCAGGCUGAAUGGCACCCUGCGUGAGGACGACAACAGGAUCCUGAGGCCCUGGCAGAGCUCAGAACCCCGCAGCAUCACCAACACCACCGUCUGCACCAAGUGUGGGGGCGCUGGCCACAUUUCUUCUGACUGCAAGUUCACCAGUACCUUCACCCCGCGGACAGGGGAGCCUCAGUCUGCUCAGGACCGUGCGCGUAUGGAUAAGGAGUACCUCUCCCUCAUGGCCGAGCUGGGCGAGGCCCCCGUCCCCUCCUCCUCUGGGGGCCACUCCCACAACCCCUCCAGCGGCCGCGGAUCGGGGCCCAACAGCAGCGGCCCACCGAGCCGCCCGCCCUGGAUGUCGUCUGGCCCCUCUGAGAGCAGGCAUUAUCCCAGCAUGCACGGUGGCCACGGCGGCCACGGCGGCCAUGGUGGCCAUGGUGGCCACGGCGGCCACGGCGGCCACGGCAGUCACGGCGGCCAUCACAGCUUCCCGCCGCCCGUGCCCAGCAUGGGGGGGCACCCCAUGCCCCCCAGCCACAACGGGCCCCCUCCCCCGUGGAUGCAGCCGCCCCCUCCCCCGAUGAACCAGGGCCCCGGGCCCCACGGACCCCCGCCCAUGGGUCUGCUGCCCCCUAUGGGCCUGAUGCCGCCACCGCCGCCGCCCCCCAACGGCCAGCCGCCCCCUCCUCCAUCUGCUCCCCUGCCUCCAUGGCAACAGCAGGCACCCCCACCUCCCCCUGCCAGCAGCAUGGGAACGAGCGCCCCGUUGCCCUGGCAACAGAACACCAUCACCACCUCCAGCCCCGGCUCGGGGAACCUGCCCCCCUGGCAGCAGCAGCAGUCUGCCGCCGGAGGCUCCGCCCAGCCCCCGCCUCCCAUGGGCACCCCGUCCAUGGUGCCCCCUCCCCCGGGGGUCCAGCCGCCCCUGCCCCCCGGCGCACCGCCCCCGCCUCCGCCCCCGCCGCCCGGGUCAGCGGGCAUGAUGUACGCCCCCCCGCCCCCGCCUCCGCCCAUGGACCCCACUAACUUUGUCACCAUGAUGGGCAUGGGGGUUCCGGGCAUGCCCCCCUUUGGGAUGCCCCCGGCCCCGCCCCCACCACCCCCACAGAAUUAAACCCCUUUUGACCCAUCCAACCACCCGGUCAUAUUAGGCUUACAGCCACGGCAGCACCCAUACCCCUGAACCCACACACACACACACACACACGCAGGCGCUCACACACACACACACACCCCUUGGGACUGCCUUACAGGAGACCACCUUUGAAACGGAACAAGCUGUUUGGGUUCAGCUGUUGAUCUACACAAUGCCAAGGUCUUCAUUUUUAAAAGAGAAGGAAAGAAAAAAAGUACCUGUAAGCUCUUUAGCUCCGUUUUGUUUCCGUUUUUUUUUUUUUUUUUUUUUUUUUUUUUUUUUUUAAAUAGUGUUCUGUAUUUGCUUAGCAGACGUCGUUAUUCAGGGGGACAUCUAUGACGUGCUUUUAAAACGAGAAAAAACUAAAAUCUGCUAUCCAGUUGUGCGGCCUGGGUGUUUAUCUAAUGCUGUUCAUAUCGGGUAAAUCCUUGAAUGAGGUCUGAACCAACGACCUUCUACUUGUACACAGUUUCCUAGUAACCCUACUGCCCACAAAUCCUUUACCAACCCCCCCACCACCACACACAUACCCCCUUGUUGUGUCUAGAUUGUCAUAAUCUAUAAGCCCUUUUGUUAUAGAGGUAGGUAGUUUAGAAAACUGCUCUGACAACAAGAAAAUAAAUAAAUGUGACUGAAUGAAUACAUUUUGCUUAACUUAUUGACUGUUUUAAAAGGUUAGGCAUUAUUGCUGGGAUAAAACUUUUUUUCCCCCAUCAUACAGUGCUGUUGAGUGAAUAUCCUGAGAAUGAGGAGUGUUCUCUGUAGUGCAGGGUUUCAUUUGAACAAAUUUGAGUUUAAAACUUUAUAUUUUCACAGAUCACCCAGAUCAAACACAGGAUGAUGGGGCUGUCGAUUUCAGUUAGUGUGGAUAUCUUUUUUUGUUUCCCUCUAUUUCUUCUGGUCUCCCUGCAAUUUAAUAAAUAACCUGGUUUCUUAAAUCAGA
Messenger RNA from Anguilla anguilla (European eel), 3198 nucleotides. It is a transcript of the gene sf1, whose product is annotated as splicing factor 1. NCBI's taxonomy places the organism in Eukaryota, Metazoa, Chordata, Actinopteri, Anguilliformes, Anguillidae. The transcript is spliced from 12 exons. The coding region runs from base 171 to 2234 and encodes 687 amino acids. Gene Ontology annotation, cellular component: nucleus. Gene Ontology annotation, molecular function: zinc ion binding; mRNA binding. The record is from RefSeq and is a predicted model, not a curated record. Gene Ontology annotation, biological process: regulation of mRNA splicing, via spliceosome.